GUGGACCUGGAGACACGAGGUGCCUGCUUGGAAAGAGAUUUACUUGGAAAUCAGAGGCCAGGACAACUCCCAGACCAGGCUCAGAGAGUGAUGGCUCUCCAGCAGGAUGGGAAUGCCUCUCCAGAGGAGCCCAACACCACAAACACCUCCCUGGCUGCAGACGAUUAUUCCGAUUGUGAACAACCGGAGACUUGCUUUGAGUUUAGCGGGCACCGCUUAAAGAUCACUCAGCACUCUAAAACUUUGUUCGGGGUUUCUGCCUUUAUAUGGGAUGCGGGCAUUUUUCUUUGCAAGUACAUUGAGAAACAGAACAUGGAUUUCACGGGGAAGAAGGUGAUUGAACUGGGCUCUGGCACUGGACUUGUGGGCAUUUUUGCAGGCCUGCUGGGUGCAAAUGUGACUUUGACAGAUCGCUGGCAUGUCUUGGACCAAAUAAAAAGCAACGUUUUUGCCAACAUCCCUGCUUCAGCUCUAGAUCGUUGCAAAGUCUGUGCUCUUUUGUGGGGUACAGACCACACACAUUUCCCAUCGGAUUACGACUUCAUAUUUGGUUCAGAUAUUGUGUACAAUAAAGAUUUCUACACCUUGUUACCAAAGACGCUAGAGCACCUUAGUAACGCAGGAACGGAAAUCUACCUUGCUUCAGCAAUGAGGAGUCAGAAAAUUGUUUAUUUCCAUGAAGUGACUCUGCCUCAGUAUUUUAAGUGUGACCUUGUUUGCAAUGAUGAGAACAGAUUGAUUAGCAUUUACAGAUUGACCAAAAAAUAUACAGAGCCUGGAAAAUAG
Molecule: messenger RNA, 786 nt
Organism: Callorhinchus milii (elephant shark)
Lineage: Eukaryota; Metazoa; Chordata; Chondrichthyes; Chimaeriformes; Callorhinchidae
Product: EEF1A lysine methyltransferase 3-like
Exons: 3
Coding region: 91-786 (231 amino acids)
Biological process (GO): peptidyl-lysine methylation
Cellular component (GO): cytoplasm; cytosol
Molecular function (GO): protein-lysine N-methyltransferase activity
Source: RefSeq, a predicted model, not a curated record